AUGGAUGGCAACGGUUGUGGCUUCCAACUUUCUCUCGCGGACGGCCGUGAAUUGGUCCUGUACAAGAAUUGUGUAGACCUCCCAAAACCUCAAGUCAGACCUGAGUGCAAACCCCCGCUGCGCUGGUCCAGUUUGCGGAAGAGUCAGAAAAAGGAAGAGCUACACAAUUUCAUUCCUCUUCAGCUUAUUCUGUGGGCCGAAUUCCAAGGAAAAACUGUUUCGAUCACAUUUGCAGAGUACACCAGUCCAACUGAGUUGCGGCCAACUACUCGAACCUAUACUCCAGCCUUCGGCUCCAGCUCCGAAAUCGAUACGUGGGUGGCUGCUCUUAUACGCCGGGCGUAUGGCACCGCGCAGAGACAGAAAAGAGCCCUAGUUCUGAUCAACCCUCAUGCUGGACCCGGGAAAGCGUGGAAGAAGUGGAAUAAGGUGCUACCUCUCUUUGAGGCAGCCCGCAUGGAGAUAGAAGUGAUGGUCACCAGCCAGCCCGGUGAGGCCAUUGCGAUAGCUCGCAACCUUCACAUCGACCGAUUCGAUACACAAGGUCGCCGUCUCGCAAAUACCUGCGGCUCUGGCAACGCGAUGGCCUGCAACCUCUACGGCAGUCACUAUGCAAGCAUUGUGGCUCUCGGGAUAAUCAAAGGCAUUGAUACGGCGAUGGACCUGGUCAGCUACACGCAGGGGGACCGCCGAGGGGUAAGCUUCCUAAGUUGGGCGUUGGGUAUCAUCGCCGAGGCCGACCUGGGGACCGAGCAUAUGCGCUGGAUGGGGGCUGCUCGGUUUCAUGUGGGCGUGCUCGCGAGAAUCCUUAGCAAGAAGGCUUACCCGUGCGACAUUGACGUGAAAGUUGAGCUAGGGGAUAAAGCAGACAUCCAGCUAGCCUUCCACGCUGCUGCUGCCAUUCCUGCCGUGAAAGACCUGAUCAAUACAUGGGCGGUCGAUGCUGAGUCCCAAGGACUACCACCGUUGAAGUAUGGCACUGUGCAGGAUCCGCUCCCCUCAGAUGGUUGGCGUCGGAUUAAAUAUGAAAAUAUGGGGAACUUCUAUUGUGGAAAGAUGGAGUUCAUCGCUCCCCAUGUGGCGUUCUUCCCCGCCUCGCGGCCUAAUGACGGACUGCUAGAUCUGGUGACCUUCAGGUCGGACCUCCCGAUACUCAAGACUUUCGAGCUCUUCGGAAAGCGUUCCGUAUCUCGCCUCGAGAUCAAGAAGAUGGAUGUAUUAGCAUAG
Messenger RNA from Aspergillus terreus NIH2624, 1227 nucleotides. RefSeq lists its product as uncharacterized. NCBI's taxonomy places the organism in Eukaryota, Fungi, Ascomycota, Eurotiomycetes, Eurotiales, Aspergillaceae. The record is from RefSeq and is a predicted model, not a curated record. The transcript has 4 exons. Gene Ontology annotation, biological process: sphingosine biosynthetic process. Bases 1 to 1227 code for a protein of 408 amino acids. Gene Ontology annotation, cellular component: membrane; intracellular membrane-bounded organelle; cytoplasm.